Messenger RNA from Zalophus californianus (California sea lion), 679 nucleotides. RefSeq lists its product as uncharacterized. Bases 1 to 657 code for a protein of 218 amino acids. Lineage: Eukaryota; Metazoa; Chordata; Mammalia; Carnivora; Otariidae. The transcript has 2 exons. The record is from RefSeq and is a predicted model, not a curated record.
AUGACCCCCUGUCGCCCCGGCCGUGGUGGAGACAGACGCUCGCCGGCAGCCGGGAGCCGGGCGCAGGGCGGGGGCCCGCUGCGACUGCAGCGCUCGCCUCCCACCCCUCCACCUCCAAGCCAUGUGCGGCACUCAGGCCUGCGGGGAGCCGAGGGAGAUGGAGCGCCUGGACGGGGGGAGCCGGGCGAGGCGUGGGAGCCUCCCGGGCAGGUGUCCCGGGCCGCCGUGCCCGGAAAUGCGGUCUCUGCCUCGGGCGGCCCUCCCGAGGAGCGUCCGGACUUGACACACAGACCUCGGGCUGGGGGAGGCUUGCAAGAGGUCCAGCUUCCAGUCCUCACCGUGGCACCCCCCCCACACACACACCCCCUGCCGAUCUCUGGCUCCCCCUCCACACUCUGCAUCACUGCUGGAACACUCACGUUGGGGGGGUCUCCUGCUCCACGCACCUGCAACCACAGCUACAGCGGAAUGGGUAAUAUGCUUCUCGAAGUUGUGUUUGCUAAUAAGGAGCCUUGCAGCCAGACGCCAGGCUGGGCUGGCAGCCGUGGAAGACGAGGAGUUCGUGGAAGGGGGCGGGCCAGGGAAAAGGGCUGUCUGCAAAUGCAGUUCAACGCCGCUGCCUCCGAAGCAGAGUCGGGUGGGGGAGAACCCAAUUAGGUAGCACAGCACUUUGGUUUGG